Messenger RNA from Labeo rohita (rohu), 7188 nucleotides. It is a transcript of the gene hoxc4a, whose product is annotated as homeobox C4a. NCBI's taxonomy places the organism in Eukaryota, Metazoa, Chordata, Actinopteri, Cypriniformes, Cyprinidae. Bases 3294 to 4967 code for a protein of 557 amino acids. The record is from RefSeq and is a predicted model, not a curated record. Gene Ontology annotation, molecular function: RNA polymerase II cis-regulatory region sequence-specific DNA binding; DNA-binding transcription factor activity, RNA polymerase II-specific. Gene Ontology annotation, biological process: embryonic skeletal system morphogenesis; regulation of transcription by RNA polymerase II; anterior/posterior pattern specification. Gene Ontology annotation, cellular component: nucleus. The transcript is spliced from 5 exons.
UCCAUUUUAAGCAAGUUUAGCCUUAAACAAUAAUAAACUAAAUAUACAUAUAUAUAUAAGUAUAAAUGAAUAUAAAGUUAUAUAACAAUAAUGUAAAAAACAAUAAACGUAAAAAUGAACAAAUGAAAAACCUAUUUUAAUCAGUGAACAGACGAACAACAAACUCAUAAAUUGAUUCUCAAAUAAUUAAUCAGUGCUGUAAAAUCAUAUUCAUGAUUUCUGAACAAAGAAAAAAAAAACAACCAAAAGUACGCAUAUAAUUAUAUAAAAAAAUCUCUUUAAACAAGCACAAAAUGUAAAUAAUAUUAAUAAUAGUAAUAAUAAAUAAUUAUAAUAUUAAAAAAUGGUCAGGCCUUUUCCUUUUUAUAUUGUAUAGCAGUUUAGGUCAUUUAAGCUAAAAUUCACUCGAUAUUUAAAGCAAGAAAUAUGCGCCCAAAAAUGAAAUCAUUCAAAAUUAUUGCAAAGGGCAUACAUUAAAUAUCACACAGGCCUAAAAUGUCAUUCGUUCAAGCGUACACACAAUAGAUUCUGGUUAUGGACAACUGGCAUAUCCUUUCAUAUAAAAUCCCACCUUCUUUACACAUAGAAUUCUCUACUGAAUCCUUUAUCUAUCUAUCUAUCUAUCUAUCUAUCUAUCUAUCUAUCUAUCUAUCUAUCCAUGUAUCUCUGGGGGGAAUCACCUAUAUACAAAUGAAUCAUCAGGCAAAUUCGCCGGCGGUUAUAGCUUUUUGGAAGUCUCUACAUUAUAACUAGUUAUUGAGCUGGUGCAGGAUCUGAGGCCAUUUAUGUGCAGAGGGAAUUCAUCGCUUUUCGCUCAUCAAUAACUCCUUGGCAGUGAACUAUUGGAACGAGUCGAACGCGAGGGGUGAAAUGCGGGUCAGGCUGUCUAACUAAUAUUAAAAUGCGUCCGCAACACUAGAGCAGUGCCGAGUGGGUGGAUGGGGGCGUUUUCAGGCCGGUGGGGGUGGACAAAAAAAAUCCCUAUCACAUCUGUAGGGUCUCCAAGUAAAAUAAAAGACUCGAGAUAAGGCAAAACGUUUCCGAGCAUUUCAUUUGUUAGAGAGUUAUGUCCUUUCUGUUUGUUUGGUUUCGAUAUAUUUAGGGGAAAAUAAAAAAAGAAUAAUAAUUUCGUAUUUUUCUCUGGUGGGUUGAAAAUUUGAUUUGAAAUGUAGGCUCUGUUGCUUAUAUAUAGCUUACAUGGGUUUCUAAAAAGUUUUUUUGUUUCUUUACUGUUUUUCCACUUUGUUUGUUUCGUAUCUGAUCCUGUUUAGAUAGCUAAACUGGAAAGAGAAAUGCAGGGCACGGUCUUGCAGGUUACCGGGCGGUCAUAUGGUAAUAGCGUGCACAAUAAACCCCAAGGAACAAAAGAAACUUAUUUUUCAUCAGUGCUGUCACGUGUCCGCUUUGUGCACAACAUGUUUGAGACGGAAUAUUCAAGUGGGUGCUCCUAUGUUUUCGAGAUUUAAUAGAAUUUGAUAGUAAAAUUAUUUAUCGUUUUUUCCUCUCAUGCCCACUCAUUCUUUUAUGUUCACAAUUUCAUUUACUCAAAGUAUUGGAGUGUUGAAAUAUGAUAUGAAAAAUAUCGAAAAAAUCAGAACUCGUCAAAACACAUUUAACCUCAACGAAGAAAUACACUGAAAUGCAUGAAAUUAAUUCUGUCAUAACGUAAACAGUUUUUGUUGAAUGGAAUAAUGCGUUUAUUGUACAUGUCAUUACGUGUUCAGGAAAUAAAUAAUAAAUCAAAUAAUUAAAUACAUGUGAAUAUAAAUAAAUAAAAACAUUUCCAAAUCGGUCUUUUAAAAGAAUAAAAUAAAAAUAAGUUAAAAAGGAGAAAGUAGCUUGUUGGUCUCACUACUGACUGUCAAGUUUUAUUGCAUAUUCAUUUUCGAGCAACUGAAAAAUAAAUAAUUAAAAAGAAACAAAUUAAAUAAUAAAAAAAACAUUUUGUAUUCUCACGUUAUUUUUUUUAAAGUAAUGACAAACAGUUGUCGCUUAAAACAAUUAUUAUUGUUCUAUUUCCCUAGAUAUUAAUUUUGACCAAAUAUUGUAGAAGCCAAACAGAAACCUCUCUCCAGAAAAUGCUUUAGCUCCUAUUCAAGAUGGUGAAGAGGUCACAGUCUAACCUGACUUACUUUGUACGCUGAAUUUUGUUUCAAACUUCCAAUAGAAGAAAGGCCUAUCAGUAGUCGUCUAUAUGUACCCUGUAGAACCGAAUUUGUGUCCAAAACAUGAAAAUCGCAAAUACGUCUCUACAGGAAUACAUGGGCGACGUAAAAGCCACGAAAGCCACGUUGGGUUUGUAUUCGUCUCGAUCAGAGGCACGUGACUUUGCAUGAAAGUCGUGUGUGCUUACUAUCAUAAGUAGUGGAGUUUGAAUGAACAGAACUACUACAUGAAGACAUAAACAUACUUAGACAAAAUAGUACAGGACGUAGAAGCGAAAAUAUGAUGUAUGCCAUCGCUGUAAACGGCUGAUUUAAAGCUUUUAUAGCUUAAUUAAACACCAAAUCUGCCACAUUUUGUAUUAAGUCGUCGAAUCAUAAGUAAACUGUAUAAAUAGAAUUUCUAACGUAGUUUAACUUGGUUCUAAUAUUUACUGUGUAUAAAUAAUAGGAAUAACGACAUAUAUGAGACUAUGUGCCCAUUAUUCAGUAAAUUUGCUUUGCACUGGGACAGACAGGUGAGAGAUACGUGAAACUAUGCUAGUAGUAAUAAAUUUUUUUGUCUGCACGUUAAGUAACUUACUGUAAUAAAUAGUGUGAUAAAAAAGCACUGUAAUUAUUAGCCGUAGUUUUAGUAUAUUUUAUCCGUUACUUAAGUUUAAAUGUGAUUCGGUUUUGUUUGUUUUUUGCAUUUAAUAAUUAAUAUUAUUAUUUUUUUAAACGUUGUAAUUAGGGAAACUCUUAUAGGUAGCAGCACAUGCACAAGUUAACAGAAACAUCCCUAGGUGCUGUGGCAUGAUCCUAGAAGAUUUGGCCAUUGUGUAUGAGUGUGUGAGAGAGCGAGGAAGGGGGAGAGAGAGGGAGAGAGAGCGAGAGAGAGAGAAAGAGAGAGAGAGAGAGAAAGAGAGAGAGAGGGAUAGAGAGACUGAAAGACUUCGCGGACAAUGGCGGAAAAUUGAAGGUAUAUUUGCGAAAGCUGUGGUUCCUUAUCCGGGGACUACAUCGCCCCAUGCCAUUGGGCCAUCGUAUCACGUGGUAAAAGUAACUUUACAGGGUUGCUCGCUAGUAGGAGGGCUUUAUGGAGCAGAAAAACGACAAAGCUAGAAAAAUUAUUUUCCACUCCAGAAAUUAAUGAUCAUGAGCUCGUAUUUGAUGGACUCUAACUACAUCGAUCCGAAAUUUCCUCCUUGCGAGGAAUAUUCGCAAAAUAGCUACAUUCCCGAACAUAGCCCCGAAUAUUACAGCCGUGCAAGGGACAGUGGCUACCAGCAUCACCACCAGGAGUUAUACCCUCCGCGGGCAAGCUACCAGGAGCGUCAGUAUAACUGUGCAAGCAUCCCUGAGCCUGAUACUCAGAGAGGACAUGGACUGCCUCACGCGGGGCACCUGCUCGGAAAAGGGCAAUCUGCCUCAUGUGAGCCCCCACCGUUACCCCUGUCUCCUGCCACCCCUCCGGCUGCAUCCUCCGCCUGCAAUCAAGCCACCCCGGAGCAUCCCAACAGCUCAGCUUCUGCCAAACAACCCGUAGUGUACCCAUGGAUGAAGAAAAUUCACGUCAGCACCGUGAACUCUAGUUACAAUGGAGCGGAACCCAAGCGGUCUAGAACUGCUUACACUCGCCAGCAAGUCUUAGAAUUGGAGAAGGAAUUCCACUAUAAUCGGUACUUAACACGGCGAAGACGUAUCGAGAUUGCUCAUUCCUUGGUCCUCUCGGAGAGGCAAAUCAAAAUUUGGUUUCAGAACCGCAGGAUGAAGUGGAAAAAAGACCAUAGGCUGCCCAACACCAAAGUCAGAUCCUCUUCCUCCACGGGCAUUUCCUCCGGGUCCAACACAAGCUCAGCGGCUGGCGUUGUGGCGGCAGCUUCCACCACUAACACCAUGUCAGCCUCCGAGGACCUCUCCGGAUCCGAGCGUGGCGAGGAUAUUACAAGGAUAAUCAUUCGAAAUUGCAAAAUAGCAGAGGAAUGCGGAGGAAAACGGAAUCCUCGUUUGGUUGCUUUCGAGCACUUUACAACUCAAACAGCCAGUGCGCCAGGCUAUUGGAGGAGGCCAUCACGUGACUACAUUGUUUACUCUUGUUGGAAAACAAUUAAAGACGGCAGGCAACAUUUCUCCCCUUGUGCUCUGCAGGAGAGCAGUUCUGCGUGGAGACAACAUGCUGAAGAAAAUUCAUCAAAACAUCAUGAAGGCCAUAUGUGGAACUUUCAGAAACUCUCGCAUCAUCCCUAUUCAUCCUCUGCUGGUGUCAACCACUCCACGAAUGAAACGACAAACUCCUUGGACCGGGCGAAUACAACGGAAAGAGACGAGGGGUGCAAACUGUCAACUUCCUGCUUUUCAACCAAGAAGUACCCUUGGAUGAGAGAGACACAUACACCUAUAGGCUUCAGCUCCAUUAACGUCAUGGAAUCAGGUGAUUCCAGGUACAGGAAUGGUGAAGUACAGGAUAGCGGGUGUUCUAACAGUAAACGGGCACGUGCAGCGUUCACCUCCUCCCAGCUGCUCGAACUGGAGAAGGAGUUUCACUUUAGCGCUUACCUGUGCCGCAACCGGAGACUUGAAAUGGCUGCGCUGCUGAAGCUCACUGACCGCCAGAUUAAAAUCUGGUUUCAAAACCGUCGUAUGAAGUACAAAAAAGAUCACAAGGAAAAGUCAAAGUCAUCAUACUCCUACCUGGAAACAGGUAACCAGCCCUUUGUAAUUGGCGGCAGCAGCACAGUGGAUCCCCCAGUGCCAUUAAAAUUCCAAUACCACUAUGAAAGACCAUCAAUGUCUGGAAUGAACUCUGCACAGAGCCACUGGUGAAACUACAGGAAGUCGAACAACCAGAGUCUUCAGCUUUCAGAAUCCAGCUGUCAGAACUAAAAUAGGACAAAAGCAUGAAUGGUGGAAAUGACUGAAUUGAAAAUCUGGAGUGAAAUACAAAUUCUCUGCAAAAUAUGUAUCUGUUCUGUCACUGACCAGAUAUUUCCCCCACUAUAACUCUUUCUGACAUGAUUUAUAUUUAAGGUAAUUGAAGAUUUAUUGCCCCUACAUGAAAAUUUAAGUUCAGUAGCCAAGUUUGUUCUGAACCAGAUUACAUGUUAUCAGCUAGUACAUGGUAAAUCAGAGUUAGUCUCCGCUGUGCAUAAACCGCUGUAGUAAUAUCUUUGCAAAUCGGCAAGAUUUAUUGCACACGGAUGCAGGCUCACUUGUACUAGUUUAUCUCUUGGGCACAGAAAAUACAAUUUAAAAAGGGCAUUCAAGACUUUGAAUGAUCAUUAACAUCCGCUCAACUUUUGUAAGUGCACAACAUAUUUUUAUUGCUCCCAAAAUUAUAUGCUAUUUUUCCCAAGGCAUGUGCUGAAACUUUUAACUUGGAAUGUUGUUGACUGUAAUGGCCAGAAAUGUCCAAAUAUUCAACCCAUGUUGAAUUGCAAUGACUUGUUCUCCUAUUGAGUUUGACUUUACACAAAGGUUUGGUUUCCCUUUUCUUUGAAUCUGAAUUUAUGGUGUGUUGACUGACAAAUGAAUAAAGCAACAAAAGAGGAUUAAUCCACUGUCAAAAUGCUACGUCACUGUCAGAAUCCUUUCUUUGAUAGUGUUUUGAUUUAUUUUUACCUAUUCAUGUAGGCUAAAGUUUGAACUCAACAGAGCUGCAAUGUAAAAUAUGUUUAUAUUUCUAGUUCUUACCACUUUUAUUGUCAUUUGGUCAUAUCGGAUUAAAAGCAUGUGUUUUGAAACUGCAAAGUGGUUGCUCCAAACUAAUUAAAUCCCUCUGGAUAGUUAAUAAAGGUGAUUGUAUUGCAUGCAAAUGACAAUGUCAUUCUGUUGUUUUUCAGAUCUUUGUUAGUUUGGUAAAAACAGCUGAGAACAACUAAGAGUGAAUCUUAAUUUAGCUCUAAAGCGCUUCUACUUUGAUACUUUUUGAAAUAGGCAAUACUGUACUUUGUAUUCUUAAAACAUAACCUUACAUAUAUGCCUUCCUCCGCCUCCGCCUCCCAACCUCGCAACAUUAAUCAUUUAGACAAGGCGCUCUCUCUCCCUCUCGAGCAGCUUCACAAGCGCUCAACCCGCUGGGCCUAAUGACAAGCAGUGCGCUUCUCUUCCAACCUUCCAGCAUGCUCUUCUCCAGUAUGGGAGCUGAAGCAGAGAUUUGAGGAAAACAGAUUUGGUUUUCUGCUUUGCUAAAAACAGAGUCUAUUAUUACAUUUGAGUAAAAUUGGACUACAGCAACAUGAGCGGUGAAGAAGCCAAGGCUUGUGGGCACCGCCCCUGGCAGGGUGGGCGAUAACUCAUUUUGAUUAAUUAUGUUUAAUUAGGACGUCGCCGUGUGUCAUUUUAUAAGCUAAGCACGGAACAGCAAAAUCUACCUUUUCAAAAAUAUUAACUUCAGCUGAAAUUUGAACUAAUUGAGCAAUUUCAGUUUGGCCAAUCUCAGUCAUUCUGCAUACAUCAAUCUACACCCGAUAUAAUUAGUAGCCCAACUUAGUAGCCUUGAGUGGUUCUCAACCCCAUUCCUAGAGGGUCUGAAACCACUGGUUUAACUAAUUUCAGGACUAUCAGCAACAUUGCGCAAUUAAUCAUAGGUUUAACUAUAUUCACAACCUUGUUUCCGUUUAUAGAUUACAAUGCAGCAUCUGUAAUCAAGAGGAUGGAAAUAGCCUUUCAUUCCAUUCAUUCUGAUUAAAGGAACAAAUGAUUCUGUAAUGAAUCGUUGAGGCUAAAUCACACAGCUAAAUAAAUAAUCUGAUACUGUAAUUUGCAGAUAAGUGCGUGAGCAUAUCUUUAUACGAGUGGCCGCGAGAGAAUGGAACACCGUCUGUGCUGUACUGCUGAACUUGCCAUUCAUCACCACGCGGCAGUGUUCCAUAUGCAAAAUAGGAGUUGGCCUCCCGGUGGCCCCUUUAGUGCAACUAAACGGAAUGCUGAGUGCUUUGCUGUAUUUAAACUGGAUCUAACCUAGCAUACCGGCUUCUAAACAGGCAUGUUAAAUGUUAUUAAUAAAUGACUAUAUCUCUAGUACAUGUAUUGCAUUUAUACAAAU